Molecule: messenger RNA, 2629 nt
Organism: Anopheles maculipalpis
Lineage: Eukaryota; Metazoa; Arthropoda; Insecta; Diptera; Culicidae
Gene: Nup107
Product: nuclear pore complex protein Nup107
Exons: 1
Coding region: 1-2625 (874 amino acids)
Biological process (GO): regulation of DNA-templated transcription; protein import into nucleus; mRNA export from nucleus
Cellular component (GO): nuclear pore; nuclear pore outer ring
Molecular function (GO): structural constituent of nuclear pore
Source: RefSeq, a predicted model, not a curated record
AUGAGCCAAUUAGAACGCAGUUUACUGAUGUUGGAUGAAUCGACGGUGCAAUCGAACCGUGGAUUGCUUCGUUCCAAAGAAUCCGUUCGAUACUUACAGCAACAAGAGGCACAGGAGCAGCGACAAUUUGCAUCAUCGAUGCUGGGAGAUAGUAUGCUAGAUUCCUUGCAAGACGUUAGUAUGCUUCGGGAUCGGGAGGGGGGAUCGGAACGUGGCGGUCCACUGUCUGGCAGCCAGAUGAGUUUGGUUGCUGGCAGUACGGUGAGCUACAGCAACGCCAAUAUCCGAGAGUCCACCAAGCAGCUGUGCGAAGAAUUCCUGCAGGUAGUGAAACGCCACAAGAACGCGUCCGAUGUGUUCGAAGCGAUGGACGAGCUGAUCAAAUCGCUCGAUGAGACACUGGUGCAGAUCAACCUUGUCGCAAAGCAGCUGCUACCGGCCGGCCGCGAGCGCCAUCUGCAAGCGGAAGAGAUGUGGCUGAAUGCGGAGCGCGAUACGUGGAGAUUGAUGGUUUGUCUGUAUCGUGAUCGAAUGGUGACCCAAAAGCAGGACAACGAGAUGGACGAUUUACCGCUGGUGAACAGUGAGCAGACAAUCAUCACGCAUCUGUACGGUGGCAAUGCGAAUCUGCGCGAGUAUCAGAUGAUUGUGGACUGGUUAGAACAGAUAUCGUUGCACCAGAAUCAGGCCGAGCUGAAGCACUACAUGGGCCGUACGGUGGCAUGGGAGAACACGCUCCAUCAGUUGCUGGAAAUUGGCCAGACGGCUUUCGGUAGCGGUCGUCCGUUGGUGAAGAGUCUCGAUCCGGAUGCACCGAUUCGCGAAAAGCGGCAACUGCACGAUCUCGACGUGGAAGAUCAGAUGCAGCUUGCUAAGCAGGUGUUUCUCGACAUACGCCACGGCCGGUUGAAGGAGGCCCAGAUCAAGUGCGAAAACUAUGGUCAAGCGUGGAAGGCAGCGUUGCUCGAGGGAUGGCGAUUGCAUCACGAUCCUAACUAUGAAGGAGAAAAUGGUCUCAGCACACGCGAAUCGAUCGAAGGUAACCCGAGGCGAGAUUUGUGGAAAAAGUUUGCCUGGCAGAUGGCGGAAAGCCGUAUGCUGGAUCCGUACACGAAGGCUACGAUCGGAUCGCUCUGUGGUCAUCUCGAUUCGAUGGUGGAGGUACUGUCCGAACACUCGUGGAACGAUAUGCUGUGGGCGUACGUGAAGAUCCAGAUCGAUAUUCGCGUGGAGAGCGAGAUACGGUCCCACUGCAUCAAGAGCUAUCUGCCCAUGCCGGAUCGUUACUGGAACGGAAAGCAGUCACUGGAGCAAAUUUUUGAUGCGCUCGAGGCACACAAGAAUGUGCGCAUUUCAACCGCAGCCAAGGACGUGGAUAAGGUGAUCCAGAAGUACAUUAUGCUGGACGACAUUCCUGAGCUAAUGCGUAUCGUGGACGGAUGGCUGGAAGGGACGGAGGUGGUGCUGAUCCCGCAGAUGCUACGCUUCUUGACGCAUUUCGUGUUGUUCCUGCGGCAGAUUGGCAAAACGUUCCAGGAAGACAUUGGCGACCGGGUGGUUAAGCGCUACGUGGAGUAUUUGAUAACGCUCGGUUCGUCAUACAUGGUAGCGUUCUAUACGGCCGCUUUACCGCCAAACAUGCAACUGUUGCUAUAUUCCCACUUUCUCGACACGAUCACCGACAGUCUGCAGCGAAAGCAAGCCCUGGAGGAUGCUUACAAUUUCGGUCUGGAUGUUCCGUGCAUUACAGUGUUCACAGUGGAACGAUGCCGUAUAAUGGAACCUGAAAAUGACGAGUCAACACCGACCGCUGCCGGCACCUUGACCGAGCUGGACGAACGGAAGAUUUUAUCCCUCGAGUGGCUUACCUUCUAUGCCGACCAACGCGGUGAGCUUUUGUGGCAAACCAAUACACUCAUACGCUACUUCCUGGCCCGGCGCAGUAUUGAAGCAGCACGGAAAGCGUUUGCCGUCAUACCAGCCGACACGAUGGAGCUCAUAUUCGCACACUACGGUUCGAAGGAUGACAUUCCGUGCAGGGAGGAGGUUAGCAUCCGCGAAUAUCUUUGCUACCAGACGUACCUAGCUGCGAUCCAGGGUUACAACGAUUGGUCCCAUCUGUUCUAUAACGGUAGACCGAAACCACCGCCCGUGGUAAAGAUAUCCAACUUUACCGAGCGUGUCACAUCCGAGCAUCGGGAGGAAUCGUACCGGAAGGAGCUUGCCAACUGGGAGGAACGUAUCGGUGACGCGACAACGCUGACACGCGAUUUGCUGUACAACGUGCUACUGUUUCCCGAGGCCGGCUGGUUGGUGGACACGGACACAAUGAAACCGAUACCGGCAGACGAUGAAGAUUGGCAGAAUCGGGCAGUGCAGAUGGAAAGCCUACGGAAGCUUUGCAUUCCCGAGAUAGUGCUGUUGUUGCAUCAGCUCCACACACUAACCGAACGGCACAGCGAGAAUCUGUUGCUGGCCGAUGUGCUCAGUUCCGAAUCGCGCAAACUGUACAGCGUGUUCCCGAAGCACAAGCUAGCGGAAACGCUUACCAAGAUAGCCGAAUCAUCCCUCACGCUCAUGAACAAUCGGAAAGAUCCGUUUGUGGGUGAUGGUGCGAAGAAGUAGAGUU